AUGACGUCCACCAUUCCUUUCCCUACCUCAGGCACACCCGGCACAUCGGGGAUCAUGUCUGAGCUGCAACCAGCCGACCUGAAACAUUCAGAGCUGUCUAUGGUAACAUGUAACCCCCUCACAUAUCAAGUCUGCGACUUUGUAUACGAUAAUUCUCCAUCCACGAGCUUUCUGGAUACGGCGGAGCUCUUCUAUGAAACUCGCGCAGGAUACCAUCAUGUUCUUAUUUACUGCAAUACUGACGCUACAAAAAGUUAUGAAAACCCCCUGAUCACUGCCACGUCUCGCACCCUCAUUGCAGAUAUUCACGCCCUCGUGCGCCAGUUUUCCAUAGUCGACAUUCCAAAGCCAUCCAAAAUAUUCAGCGCCCUGCUUCCCCGAGUCUUCAUCAAAGAAUCCGUCAACUCGGACCCUUGGUUUCGUGUUCUGCGUAUCUGGUCAGAAAUUGAAGAAUUUAACGAGAGCGAGAGCUUCGGUCCGUCUCCUAGUCUCUACCUCCAGAACAGCCUUCUCACCAUACUCACAGACGGCCACAAAAGAAGCAUCGUCGAGCACACGCUCAACAUCCUACUCUUCCCAGACUUGCAUAUGGGCUUCAAGAUACCCAAGUCGCUCUCCCUGCGCACGACCGGGUCUACGCCUGCAAGUGAAACUAUACACGAGCUCUCGCUAGUCACUCCCUCACUCCCAGUUCCCGGUACGCCUUUCGCGGUUCCAUCGCCAUUGCACCUCCAGCUUCACGUCAUCACGUGCCUAAGCUUCAAUGAACAGGGACGGAUAACGUAUCAUCGUGACGUGUGGGACAUGCGUGAUGUGAUAGGGCUCGUACCUGGCAUGCGCAUCGCGCAGUGGAUCUUAGGGCGGGCCGGUGCGUGGGGGCUAAGUUGGAUAGCCAAGAGACUGAGGUCCCAGCCACAUAGUACAUCGUUGAUCACGUCUGCUGAAACGAUAGUUUAG
Molecule: messenger RNA, 957 nt
Organism: Suillus fuscotomentosus
Lineage: Eukaryota; Fungi; Basidiomycota; Agaricomycetes; Boletales; Suillaceae
Exons: 2
Coding region: 1-957 (318 amino acids)
Source: RefSeq, a predicted model, not a curated record